AUGGUGCCGGUAGAAGCUUUACCAGUUUUGCGGUACCUAUCUGGGAGGGGCCUUACUUGGUCGGCACGUGGGGGACAGAAUGCAACGUGCUCGCAGCGAAGGACUAUCUACGUCAGAAGCAAGAGCUUGGAAGCUGUUCGAAAACUGCCCGGUAGACCGGCGAUCUUGACUGUGGUGAGACCGCAUGUCAGCGAGCAGAGAACAUGGCGUCGACAGAUGGCUACGGUGGUGGAUCAAAACUCAGCGAAAUAUCCCAAAGAGGGCCCUAUUCCAGAGUACGAUGCUCGAGUGCAGUCGGGAAGGCUUAGAGAUGACGAGCACCAACGAGGCCUGAUAUACUCUCUGCAAGACCUGCACGACACAUUAGCCAAGUACAAGCCGGAUGUUGUUUUGAAACCUACGAUCGAAUCUUUGAAGCCGAAGCCAAAGUCCUUUUUUGGUUCUCUCCUCGGCCGAGGAGGCCAACAGUUGCAGAUGCGGCCAAGAGAGAACCUUCCAAAGGGUCUUUACAUGUACGGUGAUGUGGGAAGUGGUAAGACGAUGUUGAUGGACUUAUUCUUUGAUACACUGCCGCCCAACAUCAUUCACAAGACUCGGAUUCACUUCCACAAUUUCAUGCAAGAUGUACACAAACAGCUGCACAAGAUGAAGGCACAGCAUGGUAGCAGCAUAGAUUGCAUUCCAUUCGUGGCCGCAGAGAUCGCGGAGAAGGCGUCCGUGCUCUGUUUCGACGAAUUUCAAUGUACAGAUGUUGCAGAUGCCAUGAUCUUGCGCCGACUGAUAGAGAGCUUAAUGGCCCACGGCACGGUCUUGGUAACGACAAGUAACCGGCAUCCUACCGAACUUUACAGGAACGGCAUACAGCGGGAGUCCUUCAUUCCUUGCAUAAACCUCUUGAUGGAUCAGCUUCAUGUUCUCAACUUGGAUUCAACUACAGACUAUCGGAAGAUCCCAAGACCCCCUUCAGGUGUGUAUCACCAUCCUCUCGAUGCAGGUGCGGAGAGACACGCCGAGCACUGGUUUAAAUUCCUCGGUGAUAUCGAGAACGAUCCUCCGCAUAAGGAAAUCCAAACCGUUUGGGGCAGGGAAAUUGAAGUGCCUCGAGCAUCCGGAAGAGCCUGUUGGUUCACUUUUGACCAACUCAUUGGUAGUGCAACUGGAGCUGCUGACUACUUAGAACUCGUUCAGCACUACCAGGCUUUCAUAGUCACGGGAGUACCAGGCAUGAACUACAGGUCUCGGGAUCUGGCGCGUCGAUUCAUCACCUUUCUAGACGCCAUCUAUGAAUCCCGCGCCAAGCUGGUGCUGACCACGGAGGUCCCUCUCACUCAGUUAUUCACCUCGAAGGCCGAGAUCGGCGAAAUGUUGGACAAAGCGGCCGAUGCUGGCGACCCGGAAGCUCAGAAAAGCAAGACAGUCAAGGAUGGCGAUGGUGUCGACGAUGCGAUGAGGAGUCUGAUGGACGACCUGGGACUCAACAUGGACACUUUGAAGAAGAGUAGCAUGUUUACCGGCGAUGAAGAAGCGUUCGCAUUCGCUCGCGCUCUGUCACGUUUGACAGAAAUGGGCAGUCAGGAAUGGGUCGAGCGUGGACUAGGAUUGGGUUCCGCUGGCAAGCAGGACACCGAGAAUUGGAAGAAGGUCAGAGGGUCAUGGCGCCAGGAUAGCUAUUGA
Messenger RNA from Ramularia collo-cygni, 1674 nucleotides. RefSeq names its product probable AFG1-ATPase family gene. Gene Ontology annotation, molecular function: ATP hydrolysis activity; ATP binding. NCBI's taxonomy places the organism in Eukaryota, Fungi, Ascomycota, Dothideomycetes, Mycosphaerellales, Mycosphaerellaceae. The record is from RefSeq and is a predicted model, not a curated record. The transcript has 2 exons. Bases 1 to 1674 code for a protein of 557 amino acids. Gene Ontology annotation, biological process: protein quality control for misfolded or incompletely synthesized proteins. Gene Ontology annotation, cellular component: cytoplasm; mitochondrion.